Lagopus leucura (white-tailed ptarmigan) is the source of this 2477-nucleotide messenger RNA. RefSeq names its product proline rich coiled-coil 1 (gene PRRC1). The transcript has 9 exons. Gene Ontology annotation, biological process: activation of protein kinase A activity. NCBI's taxonomy places the organism in Eukaryota, Metazoa, Chordata, Aves, Galliformes, Phasianidae. Gene Ontology annotation, molecular function: protein kinase A regulatory subunit binding. Bases 116 to 1444 code for a protein of 442 amino acids. Gene Ontology annotation, cellular component: cytoplasm. The record is from RefSeq and is a predicted model, not a curated record.
UCCCUAUCAGCAAUAGGACAAGCCCUUCUAGCACACCUGGCAUUUCAGUCUGUCUUGGUGCUGUGACAGGUCUGAAGAACACUGGGUUCCACUUGGUUUUUGUAGCUGAAGGAAAAUGAUGGAAGAGAGCGGAAUAGAGACAACUCCACCUGGUACACCCCCACCAAGCACAGCAGGAUCUACUGCUGCCUCUGCUACUCCUGUCUCAUUAGCUUUAUCCAGUCCGCUUGCUACACCAAGCAUAUCAUCUCCAGCAUACUCUCCACCUUUGCCAGCUGCAGUGGCUCUGCUUCCUCCUCCUAUAAUGACUUCAGCUACACCUUCAUUCGUGCCUUCUGCAGCAGUUUCUACUAUUGCUCCACCUCUGGCUCCUGCCCCAGCUCCUGUUACCUCUUCAGCUUUUAGUACCUCUCUGCCUCAGUUCUCUGCACCUCCUCCACUAAGCUCCACAACUGGUUCUGGUCUUUCUGUACCUCCCACUGGUCCACCCAUUUCAGGAUUUUCUCUGUCUUCAACCUAUGAUAUUACCAGAGGUCAUGCUGGUCGAGCACCACAAAGCCCACUGAUGCCAUCAUAUUCUGCACCUCCAGUUACAGGUGUUUUGGCAGAUCCUAUUACUCAACAAGCAUCUUUCUCAUCACCUUUGGCUUCUGGAACAGGAAGUGGUUCUGCAAUCACUUUUCCUGAGGAGCAUGAAGACCCCAGAGUGUCUGCUGCCCAGAGUGGAGCACCUGCUGGAGGUCUGUGGGGGUUUAUAAAGGGUGUAGCUGAGAAUCCCAUGGUAAAGUCUGUUCUGGAUAAAACCAAACAUUCAGUGGAGUCCAUGAUCACAACACUGGAUCCCGGCAUGGUUCCAUAUAUCAAAACUGGUGGAGAACUGGACAUAGUGGUUACUUCUAAUAAGGAAGUAAAAGUUGCAGCAAUUAGAGAUGCCUUUCAGGAAGUCUUUGGGAUGGCUGUUGUUACUGGAGAGGCUGCACCGUCUAACAUCGCACCCCAACCUGUGGGCUAUGCUGCAGGUUUAAAAGGAGCCCAGGAAAGGAUAGACAGCUUGCGUCGGACAGGAGUAAUACAUGAAAAACAGCCUGCUGUGUCAGUGGAAAGCUUCAUUGAGGAAUUACUUCCUGACAAGUGGUUUGACAUCGGAUGUCUGAUUAUUGAGGACCCGGUUCAUGGAAUUCAUCUGGAAGCUUUUACCCAGGCAACACCAGUUCCUCUACAAUAUGUUCAGCAGGCUAAGAGUCUCACGCCUCAGGACUACAACCUGAGAUGGUCGGGCCUGUUGAUGACAGUGGGUGAAGUGAUUGAGAAGAACCUACUGAACGUCAACAGGACUGAUUGGCACGUGGUGUUCACUGGCAUGUCCCGCCGGCAGAUGAUCUACAGUGCAGCCAAGGCUCUAGCUGGGAUGUACAAACAACAUUUGCCACCUCGGACCGUUUGAAAGAAGAUUGAUCCGUGACCAUAAAGAAUACUGGUUUUAAUCCUGGAAUUGUAAAAGUUACAUAUUCUGAUUCUAAGUGGGGAUACAGCACAGAUUUAUAAUCUACUUGUAAACUGUAUUUUACUUUUUGAGAAGUGAAGGUUGUUUCCGGAAAUGAGUAAUUCCAGUUUUUGAUAACUGUGUGAUUUCCAGUAUGAUUCAUAAAAGAGGAAAUCAGAACAAGCGUAUUUAUGACUAGGAUAAUAGUGUAACAGUUUAUGAAGUGGAAUGUGCUAUUACUUGACACCUUAAAAGGCAUUUGGUGUGAUGUUUAAUAUUUUAGUUACUCGGUAACUUUUUCUAAAGAUGGGGAUUGUUGUUUAGCUACUUUUCUUAGUAAUAUAAACAUGUUGGCAGCAUAAUAUGUAUGUUGUACGUGCGUUUCAGUGUAGGGAGGCAACUUCUGUGGUGGAUGUUUCCAUAAGGCCUGUGCUUACGUGGUACACUUCACACCACCAAGGCUUGGUGUACUUAAGUUCUCAGGACUGAAGCUGCCUAGUUCUGAUAACAUGUAACAGUAAAUUGCUGAAGAGCACAAGUCCAUGCCCAGGUGGUUGAAGUCUGGACUAAUGAAUUUUUGAAAUACAAUUUUCCAAACUGCAUCUUCUUCUUUCUUUUCCCUCAUUUUCUUUUUAUCUUUUUUUUCUUUAUGUAUAGCUUUUCUAUAGCGGAGAUGCAAUCCAUCUCCAGCUAAAACGCAGAUUUAUUGUUGCUUCUGUGGCUUUUAGAUCAGAUACCAUAUACACGUGAAAUUAUUUAGUUUCCUCUAUUAAGUUACAAUUGUCAACAAUUUCAUCUAGAAAAUGGUGGGAUGUAUAUCUCUUGCUUUGUUAUCCUGCAUUUUCUAUAUGUUUGUAAGUCUUAAAGGCAUUCUUGUUGUCAUGGGCUGUUUUUUAUAAAAGUUUCUGGUCUUGUCUGAUUUUUUUUCAUGGCUAAGAAUAUCUUCUAUCCGUGCUCACACAAUCUGAAAUCUUUAUUCAGAAAUAUGGGAGUA